AUGGCGUGGAAUGACAUGAUUCAGGACAAUCUAGGAUUUUCUACCUUCCGGUGCACUAUAUAUGAACUCUUGGACAACUAUGAGCUCUACAUAAUGGAAACGACCCUCAUGCCUGAUGAGGAUGGCAAUUUAGAAGAGCCCGAGGAAAUGAUUAGCAACGUUUGCUCGCAAGAGAGUUCCUGCAUAGACCAUGAGGGUUCAAAGGUUUAUAAGGGGCUAAAGCCUAUGAUUGCAAAAGAUGUCAAAAUGACCAGUGUAGAGCUAGUUAGCUAUGUUGAGAUUUUAGACAAAGCCCUAGAUGUUGAAUAUAUGGAAGAUUGUAUCUGGAAAUACAAUGCUUCAAGGAGGGAGACAAACAAGAAAAAGGCCUUAAAAGAGAAAAAUAAGAAGAAGGCCCAAGAGAGUCAAAGUAGUGGCAUUGAUAAGAGGCCUAAAGCCACAGCUCCAAAUGGUAACAAUUAUAAUAACCACAAUAAUCACAACAACAAUAAUAAUCAUGGAAACCACCAGAAUCAUAGAACUGAGUACCCCAACUUUCCUAAGUGCUCACGCAAACAUUUAGGGGAAUGUUAG
Molecule: messenger RNA, 573 nt
Organism: Humulus lupulus (European hop)
Lineage: Eukaryota; Viridiplantae; Streptophyta; Magnoliopsida; Rosales; Cannabaceae
Exons: 2
Coding region: 1-573 (190 amino acids)
Source: RefSeq, a predicted model, not a curated record